Triticum turgidum subsp. durum (durum wheat) is the source of this 1071-nucleotide messenger RNA. The record is from the annotation of a GenBank genome assembly. Lineage: Eukaryota; Viridiplantae; Streptophyta; Magnoliopsida; Poales; Poaceae.
AUGGCGGAGGAGUGGUGGGGCUCCGCACGAACCGGCGGCGACGCGCUCUCGGCGUGCUCCGCGACCCCUGCCGGGUCAGAGAUCAGCGGGACUUCGGGGAUGAGUUCGGGGCCUGCAGGUCUACCGGACUCCACCGCAGCCGCCUCGCCGUUCUUCCUUGCUGAUCCGCAGAUGGAUUGGACGCAAUCCUUCAUGGCCGCGAAAGUAGGGGCAGGGGCCGACGCUCCGACGAGCUUCAACGCGUUGCUCCACCUGCAAGGAGACGCGAGCCGCCAGUUCCUGCUCGAUCAGGCGGAGCAUCCGCCUCCCGUUCUGGCUACCCCGUACACCGACCGCGCGUCGCAUCAGGGGUCCGUGUACGCGGACGGCCUGUACGGCUCCAGCUUGGCCAGUAGCUACGGUGACACGCAUGCUGCCGCGACGACGAAGCCGUUCUCGCAGCAGCAGCAGCAGCACCAGUUCCCAGAUUUCUUCAGCUCGACGGGGCUCUUUGGCGCGCCGGCUCCGACCCAGAGGGCACCGCAGCCUCUCCUGCAGGCUCUAGAGCCCAAACUCCUCAAGUCCAGAACUGAACCUGCGGUUCAGGACGCCUGCUCGUCGUCAUCGGCGACGAGAAGGAGCAGCGCCGCCCCUCCGGCGGCAAAGAAGCCCCGGACAGAGACGCCGUCACCGAUGCCGACUUUCAAGGUGAGGAAAGAGAAGCUCGGGGACAGAGUCACCGCGCUCCAGCAGCUGGUCUCGCCUUUUGGAAAGACGGACACGGCAUCGGUUCUCCACGAGGCCAUCGGAUACAUCAAGUUCCUUCACGAUCAAGUUGCCUCUCUCAGCUCUCCCUACUUCAUCAGGUGUAGUGGCGGUCCGGUGCAGCUCCAGCACAAACAGGCUUCCGAUGGCGACGCCGGCGAGGCAAAGGAGGAUCUGCGGAGCCGUGGCCUGUGCCUUGUCCCGGUGGCGAGCACUUACACGAUGGCUAGCGAGACGGCAGCACCGGAGUUCUGGCACCCUACCUUCGGAGAGGAAAAGAAGGGGUGUGGUGACACUGGGGAUCGUCGAAGGGAGACGGAUUGGUGA